AUGGCUCGCCCGGGCAUGCUCGGAUUGAGCGCCGUGCGCUUGCACGACGGUGCUGCCAGAUCCCUUGAGACUCUGCGCUCUUCCCGCCCUGCGGUUUCCAAGCCGCAAGGUCUUAGCUUUUCCAGCUCGGCUGCUGCGGUCGUGUCUGCGGUCACCGCCUUUUCUGCUGCCCGGGGCACAGCCCUCCGCAGUGGACUGCGGGCGCGGCACGUCGCCAUGAAGGGGCAGACCAUUGAGGCGAAUGCCUACUUGAAGGCAAAGGUCGAGGAGAUGGUGGCCCUUCAGCCUGUGAUGGUCUUCUCCAAGUCCUGGUGUCCCUUUUGCAAGAAGGCCAAGGAUGCCAUGAAACAGCAGGGCAUCCGCUUUGGUGUUUGUGAGCUGGACAACCUUGGUGAAGAAGUCGAGGCAGAGAUCCAAGAUAUCUUGGCCGGGAUCACUGGAGCACGGACCGUGCCGCGUGUCUUUGUGGGCGGCAAGUGCAUCGGAGGAGGCACAGAUACCGAGAAGCUCGCCGAAGACGGCUCCCUGAAGAAAAUGGUAGGUGAAGCGAUGGAGGCCUACAAGAGCAAGGUGACCGGGGCAAACUCUUUCCAACUCGAGAAGAGUGAUGAGGAAUGGAUGUCCUCCUUGGAUGCGCAGAAGUUCCGCAUCCUGCGCCGGCGAGGCACUGAACCUCCUGGUUCACACGAGUACGACAAGUUCUUGCCAAAGGCCGGCCACUUCUCCUGCGCCGGAUGUGGGCUUCCGCUGUACUCUGCAUCCUCGAAAUUUGCAUCAAACUGCGGGUGGCCCGUUUUUGACAAGUGCUACGCCUCCGAGGACAUGGGCCAGCAUGUGAUGGGCCAGCCAGAUGGGACUGGCGCCUUGGAGAUCGUGUGCACGCGCUGCGGCUCCCACCUGGGGCACGUCUUCUACGACAGCGUCACGGAG
Molecule: messenger RNA, 930 nt
Organism: Symbiodinium pilosum
Lineage: Eukaryota; Dinophyceae; Suessiales; Symbiodiniaceae
Source: the annotation of a GenBank genome assembly